Messenger RNA from Puccinia graminis f. sp. tritici CRL 75-36-700-3, 954 nucleotides. RefSeq lists its product as uncharacterized. The record is from RefSeq and is a predicted model, not a curated record. The transcript has a single exon. Gene Ontology annotation, biological process: DNA recombination; DNA integration. Gene Ontology annotation, molecular function: DNA binding. The coding region runs from base 1 to 954 and encodes 317 amino acids. NCBI's taxonomy places the organism in Eukaryota, Fungi, Basidiomycota, Pucciniomycetes, Pucciniales, Pucciniaceae.
AUGCCUUGUAUCAAGCAACUCGAUUCACUCUCGUCAAUUAUAGACUUUACAUCAAAUGGCUUGGUACUAAAGACUCCAACCGCUUUAGAUAGACACAUGUUGAAUGGUUGGUCGCCAUCUACCUUGCAAAGCUACAAUUCGGCCGUGAGGAAAUUUUUGCAGUUUAAAAGGUCCUGUGGUCAUUAUGACUUUCAACUGCCAGCGACUGAAGACGACAUUUACGGGUUCUGUUUUUGGGCGGGUAAAAAGGACAAAGACACCUCAGGAAGUGGGGUACUCACGGUGACACUCAAGAAAUAUCUGCAAGGGUUGAAGGCUUGGCACCUUUUCCACAACGCACCUUACCCGGCAGCCUCAGCGGCAAAAGUAGCGGUGCUCCUUAAAGCAUCGGCUAAAGUCGACGUGAAGCAACCCAAAACACCUCAGAAACGGCCGGUCAUGAUUCAUCAUCUGGUAAUCCUAGCCAACGAACUAUCGGGCGGGGACGAGGCCGACCUCGCAAUUCUAGAUUUGGCGCUCGUAACUUUCUGGAGCUUAGCUAGACUAGGCGAAGUAACGCGGGACCCAAAGAAAGGCAAUACCCAAGGCAUACUCCCUGGCGAUGUGAAGAUCAAUAACGACUAUGGGUCGGCCACCAUAGAACUAAAGGAAUCUAAGACGGCACGCCCUGGCGAAUCACAAUUCUUGAGAUUGAGGAGCAUGCCGAACCUCCUUUGUCCCAUCAAAGCCUUGCAGCGUAGGCUCGCGGCUGCGGACAAGGGCGAACAACUGUUCAGCUUUGUAGUGAAGGGCAAUAGGACAGACCUCACAAAGUACUUGGUUCGCAAGCGACUAGCAGAGGUUUGGGGAGGCUGUGGAUUCCACGGACUCUCAGGUCACUCUUUCCGGGUAGGAGGAGCGUCAUUCCUUAAGGCGUUGGGGGUCUCCACGGCGCGCAUUUGCGAAAUCGGCUGA